Cyphellophora attinorum is the source of this 810-nucleotide messenger RNA. RefSeq lists its product as uncharacterized. The transcript has a single exon. The record is from RefSeq and is a predicted model, not a curated record. NCBI's taxonomy places the organism in Eukaryota, Fungi, Ascomycota, Eurotiomycetes, Chaetothyriales, Cyphellophoraceae. Bases 1 to 810 code for a protein of 269 amino acids.
AUGUCAAACCGCCGGCAACGACGUGCGCAGCAAGCCUCUGCAACCACCACUGCCGACAGCAUACCGCACACUCGGGCCUCCGAUGAUCCGCGGAACAAGAGCAAACCAGCCAAGACCCUCCUCGAAAUCGCCGCAGAGCGUCAGUCACAACUACUAGGCGACCAUUUGCCCACUGGGGCUAAGAUCAAGGAGUCAAAUGUGGUCAAUGUGACGAUCGAUCCGACCACAGGCGAAGUGCGAACGCUUGACGGCUCGCCUUUGCCUGCUGGACUGUCCUCCAAGGUCGAUGGAACGGGAAAAGUUGUCGUUGAGGAUGCCGACCGACUAAGUGCAGGUUCAGGAGCGCUUGGUGCAGGGGAGGCAGAUAUCGCGCCGUGGCUCGACACAUUACUGCUUUCAUUACCGCUCACCAUGAUCCAUUUCACUCUUUCGGUGUUAGCGAUGCACCAGUAUGCUCAAAAGCUCUACUUUCCGCCAUUGAUCACGCAAAGCCUUUUCAUCGCGUUUCCGACGCUGUCGCUGUUGGUACAUUUCUUCCGCGGCCACCUGUUGGGGUUAAGCGUGACAGAGGAGAGGGCUAGGGCUGCGGUGUUCUUGUUGCGGAGUAUAGUGUAUCUGGUGGUGGCGAAUGUGGCCGGUUGCUAUCUGUUGAUGUUGAGUAACGAUCGAGGGUACUACGCGGUGAUGAAGAAGGCGCCGAGUGUUGGGACGAUGUGGGUGUGGGCGGUACUGGAAAUGGGACUGAUAGGUGCGAUAGGAGGUGUGGCUGGGCCGGCAGCUUAUGCUUGGUGGAAAGGGUACGGGCUGUAG